GUUGUCUAAGUGAAUGGUUUCCCAAUAGUGAAGACAUUCACUCUUUAGGACGCCCUGGAAGGAAAAUGCAACAUUUUCCUCCAAUCAUCAGAGGAGGGCUAUGGGAGUCCAGUCAUCCAUAUGUGCCUAUAAUUAAAAGCAGGCAGACUUUACCCGCUUUGCCCUUUUAUAACUUUCUCUUCUGGAUCCUGCUCGGAGUGUUGACGUUUCCUUGCUGUGUGCGAUGCUUGAUAUUCAAAGUGGGAGUUUUGGGCCCCUGGAACUGCGACCCUGUUUUCUACAGGGCUCUGCCCACCUCGGCCGCCCGGCUGGCGGUGGGCAGGAUCAAUACAGACCUGAGCCUGGAUAUGGGCCUGAAGAUGGACUUCAUCAUCCUGCAGGAGCCUUGCGAGACCUCCAAAGCUCUCACGGCAUUUAUUUACAACGAGAACAUGGCCGACGCCUUCGUUGGUCCCACUAACCCUGGAUACUGCGUGGCGGCCUCGCUGCUGGCCAAGACCUGGGACAAGGCCCUCUUCUCCUACGGCUGCGUCACCUACGAGAUGGACCGCGUGGCGGCCUACCCGACCUUCGCGAGAACCGUGCCCUUUCCAUCCGACGUUCUGUUCAUCGUGCUCAAACACUUCAGGUGGGCCAGCGUCGCGGUGGUCUCGUCCAACGAAGACAUCUGGAUGGAUACCGCCGGGAGGGUGGCCACGGCUCUGAGGAGUAAGGGGCUUCCUGUCGGCCUCGUCACACCCAUUGGUAUGAAUGAGACGGAAAUGGGGAACGCACUGAGGAGGAUCCAGGACGCAGGAGAAAUCAGGGUCAUCAUAAUGUGCAUGCACUCUAUCCUGGUUGGAGGUGAGCCACAGGCUGCAUUUCUCCUCAAAGCACAACAGAUGGGACUGACCUCGGGGAAGUAUGUUUUUGUGCCCUACGACACUCUCCAAUACAGCGUGCCCUACGUCAACGUCUCCUACUUCCCUCUGCAAAACAGCAGCAGGCUCAGGGAGGCCUAUGAUGCUGUGCUCACCAUCACCUUGGCCUCUGAGCCUCAGUCCUUCUACGAGGCUUUCACAGCUGCCAAGGAAGUGGCACUGCCAGUGCAGGCAGAGCAGGUGAACCCACUGUUUGGGACCAUCUAUAAUAGUUUAUAUCUGCUGGCAAAGUCAAUCCAUAACGCCAGGAGAGCCGGCAUGCGGCUGUCAGGCUCCAACCUGGCCUACUUCAUAAAGAACACGACCUUUAAUGGUUUCAACCAGAAUGUCACUGUGGACAAGAGUGGGGAUGUCAAGACCAACUACGUCGUCCUGGACUCUGACAACCGGGGCAGUCAGCUGUACCAGACCUACAUGGUGGACCUGAAAUCAGAGGCACUCCGUUUUGCAGGAAGGUCCAUUAAUUUUCCGGGAGGAUCCCCUCCGCCAUCCGAUUCCUACUGCUGGUUUGACAAGAAUGCCAUCUGCACAGGAGGUGUGGAGGUCACUUACAUCAUAGUCGUGCUCGGUGUGGUCCUGGCUUUGGUUGCUGGAGGACUCGCUGUAAGUCUUUACAUCAGGAGGAGACUUCAACAAAUCCAGCUAGUCAAAGGUCCCAACCGGAUCCUCCUGACCCUGGAAGAUCUAACUUUCAUCAACCCACAGCUCAGCAAAAAGAAAAUCACUCUAGAGGAUUUGAGUGAAUCCAAAAGUGCUCUGGAGGAGAAAUCUGGAGACCCAUCGCACUCCGUGAACAGCAUGCAGACGGCGACUCAUGAGACUACCAACGUUGCUGUCUAUGAGGGUGACUGGGUGUGGCUGAAGAAAUUUGAUGAUGGACACUUUAAAGAAAUAAAACAAAGCACCACCAAAAUCUUCACAAAGAUGAAGGACCUGAGAAAUGAAAACGUAAAUCCUUUCCUGGGCUUUUUCUCCGACUGCCCCAUGUAUGCAGUGGUGACAGAGCACUGCUCACGCGGCAGUCUGCAGGACCUGUUGAGGAACGAGGACGUUAAGUUAGACUGGAUGUUCAAGUCUUCACUUGUGCUUGAUCUCAUCAAGGGUAUGAAAUAUCUUCACCAUAGAGAUUUUCCACACGGCAGACUAAAAUCGCGAAACUGUGUCGUGGAUGGACGCUUCGUCCUCAAGAUUACAGACUAUGGCUUCAAUGAGUUGCUGGAGUCUCAGAAAGCUCCUGCAGAAGAACCACCGCCUGAAGAUCUGUUUUGGACAGCUCCAGAGUUCUUACGCGACCCUGCAAUGGCUCGCAGAGGGACAUUCAAGGGAGAUGUGUACAGUUUUUCAAUCAUCCUUCAAGAGGUGGUGGUGAGAGGGCCACCUUACUGCAUGCUGGGUCUGCCACCUGAAGAGAUCAUUCGUAAGGUGAAAAAGCCUCCUCCAAUGUGUCGACCUACUGUGGCCCCAGAUCAGGCUCCACUCGAAUGUAUUCAACUGAUGAAGCAGUGUUGGAGCGAAAUGCCUGACCGCAGGCCAAACUUUGACGAGAUCUUUGACAGGUUCAAGAUAAUCAACAAAGGUAAGAAGACCAACAUCAUUGACUCAAUGCUGAGGAUGCUGGAGCAGUACAGCUCCAACCUGGAGGACCUGAUCAGAGAGAGGACGGAAGAGCUGGAAGUGGAAAAACAGAGAACUGAGAAGCUGCUGUCUGAGAUGCUCCCACCUUCUGUGGCCGAGGCCCUGAAGACCGGUGCCACAGUGGAGCCAGAGUACUUCGAUCAGGUUACAAUCUACUUCAGCGACAUCGUGGGUUUCACCACUAUUUCCUCGCUGAGCGAUCCUAUCGAGGUUGUUGACCUCCUCAAUGACCUCUACACCCUGUUUGAUGCCGUGCUCAGUAACCACGAUGUCUACAAGGUGGAGACUAUUGGUGACGCUUACAUGGUAGCGUCCGGUCUUCCCAAGAGAAAUGGCAACAAGCACGCUGCCGAGAUCGCCAACAUGUCUCUGAACAUCCUCAGCUCAGUGGGAACCUUCCAUAUGAGACACAUGCCGGACGUUCCCGUCAGGAUACGAAUAGGAAUCCACUCAGGGCCCUGUGUUGCUGGAGUGGUAGGUCUGACCAUGCCUCGGUACUGCCUUUUUGGAGACACAGUUAACACUGCCUCUCGCAUGGAAUCCACUGGGCUGCCUUAUAGAAUCCAUGUAAAUAUGACCACUGUAAAGAUCCUCCGCUCGCUUAACGAGGGUUAUAAAAUAGAUGUUCGAGGCAAGACCGAGUUGAAGGGGAAAGGUAUUGAAGAAACGUAUUGGCUUGUGGGAAAAACUGGUUUCACAAAGCCUUUGCCAAAACCACCAGAGAUUAGACCAGGGGACAACUGGCAGGAAAUGGUGACAGAGGAGAUCAAGACUCUUUUCCGCAAGGCCAACCGUCAGGUGGACAAGAAGAUAUGAACGAGAGCAGAAGGACACGGACGCAAGACGCAAAACUGUAGAGGAGAGGAGGGC
Salarias fasciatus (jewelled blenny) is the source of this 3425-nucleotide messenger RNA. It is a transcript of the gene gucy2f, whose product is annotated as guanylate cyclase 2F, retinal. Gene Ontology annotation, molecular function: guanylate cyclase activity; peptide receptor activity; adenylate cyclase activity. The record is from RefSeq and is a predicted model, not a curated record. NCBI's taxonomy places the organism in Eukaryota, Metazoa, Chordata, Actinopteri, Blenniiformes, Blenniidae. Bases 66 to 3371 code for a protein of 1101 amino acids. Gene Ontology annotation, cellular component: plasma membrane. The transcript has 18 exons. Gene Ontology annotation, biological process: intracellular signal transduction; protein phosphorylation; receptor guanylyl cyclase signaling pathway.